CGCCCAGCCGGCACGCAAGCUUUAUCCGUGCCCGAAAUAUCACCCAAUUGAAAGAGCUAGAGCGGUAGAGCCCUAACUCUGAGCCCCCUCGGGCCUCAAGCUUAUUGUCCUCGUCUCGAACGAUAACUGUCCUCUCUCUACGUCUCGCAAAGCGGAUUUUCCAGAUUCCGAUUUUAAUUGCGGUUAGCACUCGGUUCGUUUCGAGGGGAUUUUUUUUUUCAAGAAAAAAAAGACAAAUUUCAUUGGUAUGAAAAGGGAUAUAUUUUAUAAAAAUAAAAUAUACUGGCGCUCCUUCAGGUCAGAACAAUUUGUAGCUGUCAGAAUAAUCCAUUUACCAAAGAAGUGUGGGAGCAUGUGAAAAGCCUAAAAAAAAAAAAGAGGUUCUUUUUUUAAUUGGCACUGGUUGUUCAGGAACAACGUCUUGACUAAUCCUAGGACUGCAGAGGCUCUCGGCAAAGAGUUUCUCGCAAAUGCACAUCGGGUAUCAGACUUGCAUGAGGUUUUUAUAAGAUGGCAACAAGAUCAGACCAAGAUAUUGAUGACGACUUCAGUGAACUUUACAAGGAGUACACGGGUCCUCAGGGAUUGACAAGAUCGACGACAACCAAUUCACAAGAUAGGGAAAAGACAAACAAAAGGUCUCUUGCAGGUUCCGAUGAAGAAGAGGAACCUCCUCGUGACCCAAAUGCUGUUCCAACUGAUUUCACUAGCCGAGAAGCCAAGGUUUGGGAAGCCAAGUCGAAAGCUACUGAGAGGAUUUGGAAGAAAAGGAAAGAAGAGGAACUGAUUUGCAAAAUAUGUGGAGAGUCUGGUCACUUCACUCAGGGGUGCCCUUCUACUCUUGGAGCAAAUCGCAAGUCUCAAGAUUUCUUUGAAAGGGUGCCUGCUAGAGAAAAGCAUGUAAAAGCACUUUUUACAGAGAAACUUGUAGAAAAGAUUGAAAAUGAUAUUGGCUGCAAAAUUAAGAUGGAGGAGAAGUUUAUUAUUGUUAGUGGCAAGGAUAGGUUAAUUUUGGCCAAAGGUGUGGAUGCUGUGCACAAAACGAUUAAGGAGGAAAGUGAUCAAAGGGCUUCUUCUAGUUCCCACAUGGAAAGAUCUAGGUCACCUGAACAAAGCCCUGCUCAUGCACGGUUGCGACGAUCUGAUUCCCAAAAGUCUCAUUCCGGUCCCCAGAAUGCAACACCCCUUCUGCAGAGGUUUGGUAGGCAGGAGAGGGUUUUGGAAGACCAUAGUCACAAUGAUCCGAGGAAGCUUGCAAGGGCUUCUCCACAAGCGAGAGCUUAUGGUAAUAAUGGAGCCAGAGGUCGUUCGAGCAAUUCAAAGUCUCCAACACAUCAUCCUUACCCAGGCAAGUCAUAUAAUUCAUAUGAUCGUAAUAAUCAGGGCAUGAGUGCUUAUAGGACUGAUGGAUGGGAUAGUGAGAGGAGAGGAUCUGAUAUGCAAACUGGUCGUCAAUUUGAUUACCCUGCCUCCCCUCAAACAUUAGAAGAGCUAGAGUUGGAGUUUAAAAGGGAGGCAAUGGAACUGGGGAAAAUUCGUGACAAGGAAGAAGAUGAAGAAAGUUACAGGCAUCGUGAGGCUAUUAAGGAGAUGAGAGAAAAGUACAUGAAGCAAUUGGCCACUCUGAAGGGCAUGCAUGCAAAACAGUGGGAGGAGUUUCUCCAAAUUGAUGCCCAGCGGCAUCAACAACAGGCACCACGGCAAUUGCCCUCUUCUGGUUUUGGUGGUUAUAAACAGCGUGGUUAUUCUGAGUAUGAUGGCACCUUGGCCAAUCCUCAUUAUGCUGGGGCCAAUUUAGCCCUUGAUACACGAAGUCAAUAUUCAAACUCUGUGGAAAAUUACACUCCAAGGCCUCGUGACAAGUUUGGUGCAUUUCAGCGUCAAAGGCGCACAGAUUAUGGAAAACCUUACAAUCGAUACUAAUCAUUAUACUGGAAUUAAGGGUCCAGAUCUUGGUCGGGUAGGCGUAAUGCAGAGGAGGCCAAUAUCUAGGUAAGUAUAUUGGUUAUGGUUUUGAACUUGAGAAGGGACCAAUUGUGCACAUUUGUGUUAGAAUCUAUUUCAUUCAAUUGGGUGGUUCAGUUCUGUUUGGAACUUUGUUAUAGAGACGUGAGAUGCAGUUUUGGUUUUAUUGGUUAACGCUGGUAACAUUUAGAAGUUAAUGACUGCUCAAUGAUUGAGAUUUUGCAUUUGGUAAUGAUUAGCACUUUGACAGACUUAUUUACA
Carya illinoinensis is the source of this 2226-nucleotide messenger RNA. RefSeq lists its product as uncharacterized. The record is from RefSeq and is a predicted model, not a curated record. The transcript is spliced from 9 exons. Gene Ontology annotation, molecular function: zinc ion binding; nucleic acid binding. The coding region runs from base 511 to 1923 and encodes 470 amino acids. NCBI's taxonomy places the organism in Eukaryota, Viridiplantae, Streptophyta, Magnoliopsida, Fagales, Juglandaceae.